CCAAAACAGUGGCAGGAAUUUGUCAGCUCGGGCCAAAACUGGGUUUCAUGGAUCCGCUGUCUUUGAGGCGCCAUCUCGGCUUUUCGGAUCUUUAAGAUCCGACUAUGGUGCGGCACUUCGGACCAAUUUGUGCGUUUGCGUUAAAAUAUGGCAUUUGAAUCCAUCUUCGCCAGCAGUUGGUAGUUAGCUGUAAACUUUGACUUGCAGGAAAGCACUAUGCAAAGAUCAGUUUAGCAAAAAUAAAGUUUCUGCAAAGGGCAACUAAUGGAGCAUACACUACUUAUUAUAAACCUGAUAGUAUUUAACCCCGAUUAUUACUGAUAUUACUCAUGGCUUGUAGUUCUAGCUCCAAUGCAAAAAUGUCCAAUCCAAAUGUCAGCACACCGGCGAUGGCGGUGACACCAGACGCCGUGGAUCAGAAGACAAGCCCGGUGGUAUUUGAGAUUUACGGAAAGAUCUGGAACGUGCAGGCUCGUCUGGGGCAGGGCGUCUCGGCCUCGGUGUACCGGGUGAACUCCGGCCGGGCGAGUUCUGCAGUGAAGGAGUUUCAGGUGGACGCGCAGGGUGGAGAUUACGGGUACCUCAAGGAAAGCUCUGUGCUGGAGAAGAUUCAGGGACAUAAAAAUAUAGUGACGCUGUAUGGCAUGUUCACCAAUCACAACCCAUUUGGUGUGGCCACUCAUUGCCUGUUGUUGGAGCUUUUGGAUGUGAGUGUGUCAGAAUUGCUGGUCAGGGUGAGUAAUCAGGGGCAUUCCAUGUGGUUGAUUCAGCACUGUGCCCGUGAUGUUUUGGAGGCCCUUAGCUUUCUGCACAGAGAAGGUUACGUACAUGCUGACCUCAAGCCCCGCAACAUUCUCUGGAGCGCUGAUGACGAGUGCUUUAAGCUCAUUGACUUCGGCCUUAGCUUUAAAGACGGACACCAGGAUGUGAAAUACAUCCAGACAGAUGGAUACCGGGCACCUGAAGCCGAGCUGCAGAACUCACUGGCCCAGGCAGGUCUAGAGAGCGACUCUGGCUGCACAACUGCUGUGGACCUGUGGAGUCUGGGAAUCAUUCUUCUGGAGAUGUUCUCAGGAAUCAAACUGAAAGAAACUGUGAAGUCUCAGGAAUGGAAGGAUAACAGUUCUGCAAUAGUAGACCAUAUCUUUUCAAGCAAUGCUUUGGUUUACCCGGCUAUCCCUGUUUUUCAUUUGCGGGAUCUGAUCAAAAGUAUGCUUCACAAUGACCCUAAACUGAGAAGCACAGCUGAGUCAGCAUUAAUCAACCCUUUCUUCAGCAUUCCCUUUGCACCUCAUAUUGAAGAUUUGGUUCUUUUGCCUACACCUGUCUUGAGACUACUAAACGUGAUAGACGACAACCACCUGUAUAAUGAGGAUGAUUAUGAAGAUAUAAUAGAGGACAUGAAAGAAGAAUGUCAGAAGUAUGGCACGGUUGUAUCCUUAUUGAUCCCAAAAGAGAAUCCUGGCAAGGGACAGGUGUUUGUGGAGUAUGCAAAUGCUGGAGACUCCAAAGAAGCCCAGAGACUGCUGACAGGCCGAACGUUUGAUGGGUUGACUGGAAUGAGACUCCCAAGUCUAACACAAAAGCCACAAUCUGUCUCAUCCAAAACCUCUCUGGAUAUGUUUAUUGAACAAUAUACUUUUGAGUAUAUUGUUAAGUAUAUAUUGUGUCUGAGAACUCAUCAAAAACAUAUCAAGUGGACUUCUUCGGAAAAUACUCAAGGGUUAAAAUGUGUGGUACUGUAUGUUGUGCAAAGCAAUGUAACUCAUACAUCAUAGCACAUAUGUGAAGAUUCAUGAGCAAAUAUUCUGCUAUGUAUUUUCAUUAAGCUGGACUGCCCUGACACAUUGAUAAAUAAUGCUGUUAUUGUGAGAAUCACUUACUUUACUAUCUAAGAUGCAGUAACACAAAUGAGUUUCAGACAGGCUUUUACCUAUUGUUAAAGCUGAAAUGCUUUCUACAGACACGUUCAAGUCAAUUGUGUCAGCUAUUUGAAUGGAUUUUACUAUCUGUACAAUAAUGGUGAGUGAUUUUGAAGUCGUAAUAUUAUUUAAAGGCUUUUCCAGUUGUGAUAGGUAUAGGUAUAUUCCUGGUAUCAUAGUGUUUUCCAAUCAGUUUGUCUGUGAUUGCAUGAAUGGAGUAUUUAAUAGUACUACAGAGCUUUCUGACACUUGAGCAGUUGUUCGUAUCGUCUGAUGGUUUGUCAGUCAUCCAGGUUGAUUGUUUUUCUUUCUACUGUCCAGUGAAUGCCAUAAAGUCAGUUUUCUCUGUCCUGCAGUCUAGAAACAUGAUUAUUCACUUCCAGGGCAGUGAGCUCUAAUAUGAUUAGUGUACACGACUGUGUGAGGAAAGAACAGUUGAAGUUGAAGUUUAAACUUAAAACGUCCUUAAAAAAAAAAAAACCUCUAGAUGGGGUGUGGAUUAGAUGGCAUUGUGGCAAAUAGUUUUUUUUUUUGAUUGGAAUGUUUUAGGAGUGUUAUCGUAGGAAAAGGGCACUUUGGUUGAACUGAUUUGCAUUUCCUGAGUGUGUGUCAUUCCAGAUUUGCUUAAAUUCUUGCUCUGAGCAUUGGAAAGAAAGUGUGAUAGAUCUAGAUUUUAUACACUUAUAUGUAUCUCUCUCCUUUUCACUCUUGCUCAUUAAUGGUGAUGACAUUUGAGAGAAUUGUGGAGAUGUUGAGCAAGAGAUCUUUUAGUAUCCUGCCCAUAUGAAUCUGGUCUGCUGCCACUGGAAAAUGUGAUUCUUGGAUAGAAAGAUUCAGUCGCUAAACCAUUUGAGCUUGUCUGUGUGAGAUGCACUAGGCAUUGGAUUGUGCUACCAAUUGUAGGUGUUACAUGUUUGGAUACACUUUCCAAAUACAAAGAGAGAACCUGUAUGAGCUCAGAUGAAUGUAUGUAGUAGCCUUGGCUACUGAUUCACAGUAAGGAGACUAUUUCCUUGACUUGUUUUAUUCCUGUUCCUGUUUGAGCCACCUACAGUCAACAAAUAAUUGGCUUUUAGGAUGUUGAAUAACAGUAUACAUAUAUUUACUCCGAAACAAGAAUAUCCAAUAAUAGUUACAAAAUUUAUAUUAUGAUGAAACUAUGUAGUUGGUUAUGAAACAGUGAAUUUGUAUUAUUAUUAUUAUGUGAAUACUGUGUAGGUCUAAUGUGAGUCAAGGAAAAUUGCUCUCAUGCAUCAGAACAUUAAUGAGAAAGGGACUUUUCUGUUAUUUUAACAAAUGGGAAGAUUCCACUUUGACAAUCCAGUUUGAUGUUGAUGUGAAGCCUUCUCAAAUGGAUGAUGAACAAAUUCAGAUUCAUAUUAGUGAUUAUUAGUGAAUUUUACAUAAAUGUGACUAUAGUCAGUUUAAGUGCAUCUUCUGUCUGUGAGCCAUCCAUACUUUAAUUUAGCCUGCUAUUAAUAUAAAUCCACAAUAAAAUUCCAAAUUUAUCAACUACUUUUUCCUCAAGCAAUAUCAUCAAAGAUGCUGAAAUAGAGCCACGAGGCCCCUUCCAACACUUUUGAAAAGCACAAAAGAUUUCUUUUCAUAACUAACUAUUGCAUAGAACCUGGGAUGGGUGUCUGUCAGGGAUCAUUUCAUGCUGCCUUAAUUUUUUUUGUGUGUGUUUUUUGUAUGCUAUGAUAAUGUCACAGUCAGUACAUGCUAGACCGUGAGAAAAGUGCCAAAAUUGUUUCAAAAGCCUUUCUUCCCCCCCACCAGCAACCCUGGAGAAAUACCCAGGACUGCAGGGAAGCCAUAUAUAUAUACGUUUAUCUUGAAAUGCAUUUAGCCUAAAUGCCUUUACAUGUGUCCGGGAACAUUAAAAUCUGUUCCAGUUGGAUGCCAGAGAUCAUAUGAACAGUAAAGCACAGUGCUGGAGUUUGGCUGGCCUUUGUGUUUGUGCAGUGAGUAAUGAGCCUCCCAAGAGAAAACACUGUAGGGUGUAACCACAGAUAGACAUGGGAGUGAAAUGCUCUUUGGGCCUUAAUAACUCGAGAAAGGUUGGAGAACUAAAUGGCAUCUUGAAUGGUGAGAAAGAUUUUGAGUUGGUGACUAGAACGGACAUACUGAAAUUCUAGUCAGUAAUAGAGAAAAUACAUGCAAACAUCCUUGUCUUUUACCUACAUAUUUAUGAUCAUAAUUUCCUUUGCAACCCCCUUUAAAUAUGUAUUGGCUGCUUUAUUGGUUUCAAUAUUGCAAUAAAGAAACUAAAGUCAUACAUAUCACACAUAUCUCAUAGCAGGCAUAUGACCUUUGAAGGAAAGGGGUAAGAACUCACCUGACAGUACAGUCAUUUAAAGUGUGAACUUAUAAGGCAGUAAGGUGAUAAGCUGACAUGAAUCAUGGAUAGAUAAUAAAAUAUAAGGGUUAUAGGUCAGAAACUGAAUAUGUGACUUUGCUAAGGUGAAAAACAAUCAAGAAAGUCUUGUAUUAUUGAAAUCGGGUCAACUUUUUUGUACUGCAUUAGGUUAAAGGAUCAGAGGUUUAGACGAUUCUUCAAAUCACUUGGUAAUCUGAAAGCUGAGUAAACAGACAACAGAAGUGAGUUCAUGUGUGAUCUACUGUUUGUAGUGAAAAGUCAUGGUAACAUGCUGACUUCACAAAGGCAUAUAAUGCAUAUAGUGGGCUACUAUGAUCAAAAGGUUUGUAGAAAUAGUGUUUACAGUACAUUUGUGGUACACAAGUGCAUUACAGUGGUUGAAAUGCAGUGUUUAUAGUAUCAAAGCAGUAAGGAUAAUGAUGGGAAUUGUGAUGAAAUGUCUCUCAUUGUUUUGUAUGCAGAUUCUAUUUAUGAUGCUUCCCUUUAAAACAUGCUUUUCAACUGUGAAAAUUCCCUCCAAAGCAUUUAAAAAGUCUGACACGUCCAGUCCGAAGGAUAUUCUUUGAUAGAUUAUGUAAAUCUGGUAUGGUGAAGUCUAUAAAUCUACAAUUUGAUAACAGGAGAUUAAAAUGAAUAUAUUCAAUAGUUAAGGUAAAUAAUAUAAUUUUACAUUGGAGGUGUGGUGCUGGUGGCCUACAUUACCAUUAUUUUGCUCCAUAUUCAGACAAUCAUGUGUUCUUGUAUAACCUUCCUCGUUUCAGUCUUAUGUGAUUGGGCAAAAGAUAAUUCUUUGUGAAGCUCUGCCUUAAAGUCCACAUAAUAUGUGGCAGGGAAAACAAACCUAAACUUGAAUUUGAACAUGCUAAGAAGUAUAAAAAUGAUCUUAACAUUGAGUGUGAGGAUGAGUGUUUUCUGUAUUAAUUGGAGUAAAAAAGAUGUCGUAUAUGUCAUUUGUAAAAUGCAAGUUGAGCAGAUGAUCAUCUACUAAGGAUCAUGGGAGACUGACUUAAGAGCUCUCGAUGGAAUGAAUAAUGUUCAUGUUUCUCACAAUAAAAUGUUAAUAUCUGUCAUGAUCUCGUGCCUUUAGCUUUCUUGAACGAGAAAUCAAAGGUUCUUGUAAUGUAAGUGACUUAGGAAUUCACAUACAGCCAGGCUACUGACCACUAGAUGGCAGCACCACCUUUCAGACUGUAAAAGUGUAUCGCAACUGUCAUAGAAGUGUGUAAGGUUAUUGUGGAAACUGACAUCAUGACUGAAACUUAAGCAUAUUUGCUGGUAGGUUUAUGCACAUCAUAGCAGUAAAAACGUGAGAAUAAUGUUGCAGUAAAAUAUCACUAAUAUAUUUCUGAUAAGAGCA
This is a messenger RNA of Sinocyclocheilus anshuiensis, 5659 nucleotides long. RefSeq names its product serine/threonine-protein kinase Kist-like. The transcript is spliced from 9 exons. NCBI's taxonomy places the organism in Eukaryota, Metazoa, Chordata, Actinopteri, Cypriniformes, Cyprinidae. The record is from RefSeq and is a predicted model, not a curated record. Gene Ontology annotation, molecular function: ATP binding; ribonucleoprotein complex binding; RNA binding. Bases 330 to 1778 code for a protein of 482 amino acids. Gene Ontology annotation, cellular component: neuronal ribonucleoprotein granule; nucleus. Gene Ontology annotation, biological process: positive regulation of translational initiation; regulation of protein export from nucleus; peptidyl-serine phosphorylation.